CUGAAAAUCGAAGGGACAACAUCGCCGCGCGUGUCCCCACGAAUCCCGAAGCGUUCAGAUUUCAGAUCAGAAAGUUGUCACAAUUUUCAGCUGUGUUUUUCCGUGUCUGAGUGACGUAAAUAGUGCGUUCCUACUGAUAGUGAUUGCGGGUUUGUUUCGGGGGUGGUCCCCAAUCGAUUGUCGUUGACGCGGUGCGUGUUGAUCUGUUCGAGUGGAAGCAACCGCGACGACCGUGAACCCACCACACCCCAUCGAGGCAGAUUAAUACUGGUACUCGCAGGGUGGCAGUCAGUGAGGGGGAGGGUUUAAUGUUCGAGCGUUCGUGGAAAAUGAUAACGCGAAAACUAGUGGGAAAAUCGCAAUCCAGUUUUCACCACCGCAGCAGCAGCAGCAUCGGGUGGGGGCGAUAGGAAACGGGAAGCCCCGGAGAGGCAAAAACCAACCAUAUAAUCGUAAUAAAAGGAUUAAGCUGUUCAUAAGAGGAGUGGUUUUUUUUUCCUCGGGAAAAUCUCGGUCGGAUCGUGUGGUGCAAUUGCACGGAAACCGCAAAGAAGUUCGAAACUAAUUAAGUGAAAAUAUCAUAAUUGCUGGUCGGCCACAUUCUGGAGAAGAACCCAGUGCCCGCUCGGUGAAGAGAUAUAUCCGUUUGUUUACGUCCCUAUUAGCAAUUGGAGAGGAAAUGAAAGUUCCAUUGCUGCCAUUACGGUUCCGUUGGUGCUGCUGGUGAUAUGUUCGAGCAUUGAUUUAGCUUGAGCGAAAAUAAUAGCAUUGUUUGUGCCAUGAGCGAGUGGGUGACGAUGUGUCCUCGGCAGUUGUAGAUAGGCUAGGCUCCAAUCCGGUGUGCCAUGGAGUGGUGUUAGAUGAAGAAGUGAUUACAGCGAAUUGCGGAAGGUUACUACGGCUGCUGCUGCUAUUCGUGUGUCUGUGACGUGAUAGAGAAAGGGAAGAGGAAAAAUCGAUUCGAGGAUAAUUGAAGCAGCACAUUAAAACUUUUCCUACUCAACCUUCGAAGAAACAUGCAUCAGCGGAGAGCGAUACUGUCGUUCAUCUUCACCCUGCAAUAUUUCCGCCUAAUCCGAACGCUGCAGCUGACGGAAAUCGUCGUGCCGGACGUGGUGGAUGUUCGCGAUACGCCCACACUGUCCUGCAGCUAUGACAUGGGCAAUCACAAACUCAACUCGGUCAAGUGGUACAAAGACGAACAGGAGUUCUUCAGGUACUCGCCGAUGAUGGAGCAGAACGUGAUGACAUUCCCGGUGGACGGCGCUACGGUGAUGAGCAGAUCGCCGGAGCACUUUUGCAACCGGUUCAUGUGCAGCAUCCAGCUGCAGAAGCUCAACAUCAAAUCGAGUGGGCUCUAUCGGUGCGAAAUCAGCGGAGAUUCGCCGGAGUUCAAGCUGGCCCACGGCAUCGGGAACAUGACGGUGGCCGUGCUGCCCCAGUACGAUCCCAUCAUCAACGGUUUGCAGCACAACUACGCCCUGGAGGAUUUCGUGGUGGCCAACUGUUCCUCGGACAUGUCCAGCCCACCGGCUCGGCUGUACUGGUUCAUCGACGAGCGGAUUGUUCCCUCGGAUUAUCUGCAACCGCAGCAGGAAACCACCAUCGAGAACGAUGGCUUCAUCCUGCGGUACCGUACGCUGGAGAUACGAUUUCACAUCGACGAAACCCGGCUGGGCAAGAUCAAGGGUAAGCUGACGCUCAGGUGUCUGGCACGGAUCGACGCCUUUCCGUCCUGGUCCCGGGAAACGACCCAGGUGGUCUACAUUCCGAUGACAGACGAGCUGCGGAACCAGAAGCUCAUCAACUGGCGCAGUGCGGCUCAAUCCCUGCACCAUCGGUCCCAUCAUCACUUGCAGCAGCAAACGUACGUAGCCCUUCUAACCCUAUCGUUUCUAGCGUUGAUUUCGCUAUCUCUGUAAAGCUGAAAAUGGAAAACGAUAGCCAUUAUAUAGAGAAUCAUGACGAUGGUUGGCUCGAGCGUGGAUUUUUCGUUCGGAAAACUACGUAAAAGCCAACCCAACACCACACCAAGAAUGAAGCGUGAUAGUGACCUCUUAUUCAAAAGAAAAGAAAAGAAAACCAAAACAAGAUUAAGAAAUGCCACACAACACACACACACUCAUACACAAAUCGAAAAUCUAGUUGUUAAUUUUUUAGAAGCAAUUUCUGUUGAUCCCUCUUUAUGUAUAGUGCACUAUCGUUACUCACACCGCUGCCGUUUUUCUCUGCGCUGUCAUCAUACCGAAUCACACACACACACACACACACACACACACACUUGUACAUUGACAGUCAGCGAGUUGAAGAACAAAAAACUGGGUGGAAAUGCUCUAAAAUGAGACCUGUAAAUAGCUAAACAAGAAGAUCAGAAACCUAAACACAGAAAAAGCAGAUUGGCCAGGCAAAAUUGGUCAAACCAGCUCAGAAUGUUAUACUACUAUAAAUUCAGAAGCCCCUCGUUUCCCCUUUAUCUCGUGUUGUUCCUCUUUUUUUUUAUUUGCCCCUCUCCAGCGUGUAAGAUUAAGAUAAACUAAUCCUAUUUAGUGUUAAGAGGAAGAAGAAGAAGAUAUAGAAGGAGCAGAGGGCGCUGUCUCCCCAACACAGAGGCAGACAGAAGCGAAACAAUCGCCAAAAGGUCGUAAGAUUCGGUGAGAUAUGAGAGAAAUAGCGGGGGAAAGUUAGAUAGUUUUUAUAAAUAUUUUUGUAACGUUUAGUUAACAGCAUAUUUAUACAGAGAGAAUGAGAAAAAACUGAAAUACGAUACCGUCAGCAACAGACACGACACAACACGUCACCCGCCCGCUGCCCAAGGGGUGGUGACGGGGGAUGAGCAAAAAAAACGCUGAGCUGAGCUGAGCUGAGCUGACCUGAGAGAGAAUGGAAAUGGGCAGAACCCAUUUCGUUCCCCGUUGUAUAGUCCUAGAUGGGAUACAGCGUGAAAGUUAAACAAUUGCAAAUCAAAGUCAACCUCACUGUCGGCUGGCAAGAGCGACGGGAGGGAAUGAAUUGGGGUUGGGAGGCGUUAGAAUGGUUCGAAAAUAAAUAAGGCCGAUCUGGGAGUUGAACUCGUGAUCUUCGGGGCCGGAGCCGAUGAUGAUACCACUGAGUUAAAAACAGGAACGCGUUGAAAUAAUGUGAUUUUGAUUAUGAUUUUAUCUUAGUUCUUUAGAAUGUUAAAAUUUAUAUUGAAAAUGGGAAAAAUUGAACAAACUUUUCGGAACCAUUCUAAGCCUUUACUCCCGAGGAAAAAACCCAAACAAAUGGAAUACAAACUUACACAAACCGAACCGGGUGGAAGAAAAAACUGACAUUUUUUCCCAUCAUCACCAACGACGUCGUCGCCGACAUCUCCGGCCGUCGUAAUCUGUUUUCCCGUUCCACCUUCCUAGGAGACUGGGGGAUCGUUUUCAUCCAUAUUUCAUUUCCACCACUACUGCCGCACAGUGGAUCAAAUGGUGACAAGUUUGGGCGUUCUUUUAUUUAGAAAAUAAUGCUUGAACUUCAAUAUUCUGGUCCUAACAGUUUGGUUCAUCAGCUUAACCUCAAAAAUUUGCAUUGAAACAAGACCAUUUGACCCACUGUGCGUCCAUCGUGCAUAACACUACUAUAUAUAACAAGAGCAGAGCCAGCGUCUGGUGGGGGAGCUGGAAUACACCCCUUUUCUUCCAACAAGAAGCAGCAAGGGGAAGAGGGUAUCUUCCGCAAUCCGAUUUCUUGUGCGACGACGGUGGCAACGGACUGCUCCAAUAAGAGGCAGUCAGUAGGUAUUUCCGCAUAAACAGCUUUCGCGUUCCGUCAGGUUCUCGGUUUUUAUUCCAACCGCGACCGCCUGCUAGAUAUGGGCUGUCAUCAUCGCUGUCGCCAUAGCUGUCAGAGGCUCACAGGGAGGUGAAGGAUAGGUUUUGACCGUUUGUUUGCUUUCCUGGCUGGUUGAUGAUGGUGAUGAAGGUGUUGAGAUCGAAGAAAGUAGGGAAAUGUCUGUGAAGUUGUGCACUGUGGCUGUAAUGAAAGAAGCAUUUUGCUGAUCUGUAAUUUUUUUUGACUAA
Molecule: messenger RNA, 4049 nt
Organism: Ochlerotatus camptorhynchus
Lineage: Eukaryota; Metazoa; Arthropoda; Insecta; Diptera; Culicidae
Exons: 6
Coding region: 1017-1922 (301 amino acids)
Source: RefSeq, a predicted model, not a curated record